AUGUCGGAGAAAGACAACACGUCAGAGAAAGACAACAUUGCCAGACAGGCUGAUGAGGUGGAAGCUCUUUCAGCCAUAUAUGGAGACGAGUGGUGUGUGGUAGACGAGGUGUCCAACAUUUACUGCAUCCGUGUCACAGACAGAACUGAAGCUCCCAAAUGGAUAGUAAGUUUGCAGGUGCAUAUGCCGGCAGAGUAUCCUCUACUGGGGCCUCCAGAGUAUCAGAUCAAUGCUACCUGGCUGAGAGGGCAGCAGCGGCUCAACUUGGAGAACAAGUUGUCACAGAUAUACUGUGACAAUAUCGGAGAGGACCUGGUUUUCCUCUGGGUGGAGGCGGUUCGAGAGUUUCUUCAAGAGAAGUCGGACGAAGACAUGGGGAGUGAUAGCAAGGGGACCACUGGUCGCCUGGUGGUCCCAUCCCAAGAGGCUGAAGAUGGUGAGGAUGGGUUUGAUACCAGUGUCCUGGGUGAUCUGAGUUAUAUCACAUUCGAUCACACAAAACAUUCGUCACAGACAGUGCCUUGUCCGGAAAUUAUUCAUGGAGACACAGUCACCGACAGGAAAAGUACUUUUCAAGCACAUCUGGCUUUUGUGAGUGACAAAAAUCAGGUACACAUGGUUCUUAACCAACUUCUAGAGAAUAAGAAGAUCGCCAAUGCAACCCACAACAUGUUUGCUUACAGAAUCAUUGCAGACUCUGGAGUCACAUACCAAGGAUGUGAUGAUGACGGGGAGACUCACGCAGGCUCUAGGAUGCUUCACUUGCUGCAGAUUAUGGAUGCUAAGAAUGUGCUUGUUGUUGUGUCUCGCUGGUACGGUGGCAUUCUGCUGGGCUCGGACCGAUUUAAACACAUCAAUAAUUGCACCAGACAGAUCCUAGAGGCCAAUGGUCUCCACAGGGAUAAGGGGACGUUCUGCCUAUGGAGUUCUGAGAAAAGCAGGAAAGUAGCAUCCCUUGUACGCCCCUUGCAGAUGUUGAUAACAUCUCAACGACUGGGAAUCAGAAACAUUGGGCCACCACCAGUGUGA
Molecule: messenger RNA, 1029 nt
Organism: Candidula unifasciata
Lineage: Eukaryota; Metazoa; Mollusca; Gastropoda; Stylommatophora; Geomitridae
Source: the annotation of a GenBank genome assembly